This is a messenger RNA of Lolium perenne, 2811 nucleotides long. Its product is annotated as potassium transporter 19. The record is from RefSeq and is a predicted model, not a curated record. Gene Ontology annotation, cellular component: membrane. Gene Ontology annotation, biological process: potassium ion transmembrane transport. Gene Ontology annotation, molecular function: potassium ion transmembrane transporter activity. Lineage: Eukaryota; Viridiplantae; Streptophyta; Magnoliopsida; Poales; Poaceae.
ACAGAAAGAAACUAACCGCAACAACGAACAACAGACCGCCAGAACAUCCUCGUGGCCCCCAAACCAAACACGGCAAGUCCGCCCGCAAACGGCCGGGCAAAAAUCAUCUGCGUUAACGACGAGUUGAUGCGCCAGAGCGUGCAGCGGCAGACCAGCCUGGUUCCGUUUCUUCGUCUCGCUGGCAAGGUGAUGGCCAUGGAAGGGUAAGUUCGGCGCGUGUUCAGAUUAAGCCCUUUUCAGGGUGGCGGCCGAUGGCGUUUGGUUUCGCCGUUGGGAUGCCGUGCUGCGUGUAUAUAAGCCGGCAGAAGCGCAGGCAAAGGAGUUCACUGCUCUCCGGCGUAAGGAAGAGCUAGGGGUUCGCCGGGCGGCUUCAGAUCCCCGGGCAGGGCGGUGUAGGGGGCGCCGGCGGCGGAGCCCAGAGGUUUACAGAUCAGACACACUAAACCCGUCAGGCACAUCAGUAGAUAGGACAAAGAGCAGUGAAAGAUGAGUUGCAGGAAGGAAGAGGAGAUGUCUGUAGAAAUUGAGGGCCCAGCCGACCCGGAGACGCUAGUUCGCCGCGACUCGUUCUACGGCGACGCCGAGAAGGUCUCCGUCGACAAGCACCACGGCUCCGGGGCAAGCUGGAGGCAGACGCUGCAGCUGGCGUUCCAGAGCAUCGGCGUGGUGUACGGCGACGUCGGGACGUCGCCGCUGUACGUGUACUCGAGCACGUUCCCGCACGGCAUCAAGCACCGGGAUGACCUCCUCGGCGUCCUCUCCCUCAUCCUCUACACCUUCAUCCUCCUGGCCAUGCUCAAGUACGUCUUCAUCGUGCUUUACGCUAACGACAAUGGCGACGGAGGAACCUUUGCGCUCUACUCUCUGAUCUCGCGGUACGCGAAGAUACGGAUGAUACCGAACCAGCAGGCCGAGGACGCGUCGGUGUCCAACUACAGCAUCCAGGAGCCCAACUCGCAGAUGCGGAGGGCGCAGUGGGUGAAGCAGAAGCUGGAGUCCAGCAACGCGGCCAAGAUCGCGCUCUUCACCAUCACCAUCCUCGGCACUGCCAUGGUCAUGGGCGACGGGACCCUCACACCGGCAAUCUCUGUGCUCUCUGCGGUUAGCGGGAUCAGGGAGAAAGCGCCCAACUUGACACAAUCGCAAGUUGUAUGGAUCUCGGUGGCCAUCCUGUUCCUGCUCUUCUCGGUGCAACGCCUCGGGACGGACAAGGUCGGCUACUCUUUUGCGCCCAUCAUCUCGGUGUGGUUCCUCCUCAUCGCCGGCACCGGGGUGUACAACCUCGCCACGCACGACAUCACCGUUCUCAGGGCCCUCAAUCCCAUGUACAUAGUGGAAUACUUCGCGAGGAAUGGCAAGGAGGCGUGGGUCUCACUCGGGGGCGUUAUCCUCUGCAUCACAGGUGCGGAGGCCAUGUUUGCUGACCUUGGUCAUUUCAACAUCAGGGCCAUUCAGCUGAGCUUCAACUUCAUACUAUUCCCCUCCGUCGCUCUAUGCUACAUGGGCCAGGCAUCCUACCUGCGGAAAUUCCCCGAAAACGUUGGCGACACCUUCUACAAAUCAAUCCCAGCGCCGAUGUUCUGGCCGACGUUCAUCGUGGCCAUCUUCGCGGCCAUCAUAGCCAGCCAGGCCAUGCUGUCCGGUGCGUUUGCCAUCCUUUCCAAGGCCCUCUCCCUGGGCUGCUUCCCGAGGGUGGAGGUGGUGCACACAUCCAACAAGCACGCGGGGCAGGUGUACAUCCCGGAGGUGAAUUUCCUCAUCGGCGCCGCCAGCAUCGUCGUCACCCUCGCAUUCCAGACCACCACCAACAUCGGCAACGCCUAUGGCAUCUGCGUCGUCACCGUCUUCUCCAUCACCACGCACCUCAUGACGGUGGUGAUGCUUCUCAUCUGGAAGAAUCACAUGAUCUACAUCGUGGCCUUCUACGUCGUCUUCGGCCUCGCCGAGUUCCUCUACCUGUCGUCCAUCCUCUCAAAGUUCGCCGAGGGAGGGUACCUUCCCUUCUGCUUCUCGCUAGUGCUCAUGGCGCUCAUGGCCACCUGGCACUACGUCCACGUCCAUCGCUACUGGUACGAGCUUGACCACGUCGUGCCGGCAGCGGAGCUCACGGCGCUCCUGGGCCGCCACGACGUGCGGCGGGUGGCUGGCAUGGGUCUGCUCUACUCGGAGCUCGUCCAGGGCAUCCCGCCGGUGUUCCCGCGCCUCGUCGACAAGAUCCCCUCCGUGCAUGCCGUCUUCGUCUUCAUGUCCAUCAAGAACCUCCCCAUCCCGCGGGUGGCGCCGCCGGAGCGCUUCAUAUUCCGCCGGGUCGGCCCCGCGAAGCACCGCAUGUUCCGCUGCGUGGCCCGCUACGGUUACACAGACCAGAUCGAGGGCACCAAGGAGUUCUCCGCAUUCCUCCUCGACCGCCUCAAGAUGUUCAUAGAAGAGGAGGCCGCCUUUGACGUCGACGACCACGUUCGACGGGGAGUGCAGAUGGCAGCCGCGGAGGAGGAGAAGCGAUUCAUCGACGCGGAGGCGGAGCACGGGGUGGUGUACCUGAUGGGGGAGGCGGAUGUUGCAGCGGCGGCGGGUUCCUCGGUCAUGAAGAAGAUGGUGGUCAACUGCGUGUACAACUUCCUGAGGAAGAACCUCAGCGAUAGCCACAAGGCGCUCUCCAUUCCAAAGGACCAGCUGCUUAAGGUCGGGAUCACAUAUGAGAUAUAGAGGAAUAGUUCUUUGUUUCUCUUGAUUGAGUUCAGUGUUUCUAUCUCGAUCGUGAAAUUGUCUAUCAUUAACCUCUGCAAUUCGCAUUUGCCCGAAUGAUCCCGC